AUGUCUACACAAUCCAAAACAAUGCCGUUGAUUGAUCUCAAAGUAUACAUUCGCAUCGUCGCUGCGGUAUUUUCGAUAUCAUCAGCAACUGCUAUUGUCAUGACUUUGUUGCGCCUUCUAAAUCCUCAUUUGUAUUAUUUAGAUGCAUUAAACAACAGGGAUAUGGCUAUACACUAUUUUGUCAGUGGUCUCAUGCUUGUAACAAGUACUAUUGGAUUUCUAAACAGCCUCAUAGUCAUGAAUCGCAGUGCUACGAAUAACACAGGUCGGAAUAUAACAAUAUGGCUGUUGCUGGAUUCCCUGUUUGAGACAUCUCGAGUUGUGUAUGUGUUUCUCUGUGAAAUUAUACUGAAGGGACAGGGACCAUUACAAUUCUAUGAACUGAUGAUUACUAUCAUACAAUAUCUGCUGGACAGCUUUCUCUACUGCCAAAUGAUACUCAGGCACUAG
Molecule: messenger RNA, 450 nt
Organism: Pieris macdunnoughi
Lineage: Eukaryota; Metazoa; Arthropoda; Insecta; Lepidoptera; Pieridae
Source: the annotation of a GenBank genome assembly